UACAUAUAUAAUUGAUCAUCAUUUAUAAAUUACCAGUUUUGUACUGUUUGAACAUAUUGAGGUGCAAAUGAUGUAGCAUAAAAAAGUUUAUUCAAAAAUUAAUAUGACUGUAUUGCUAUUUUUUUUUGUUCUAAUUUAUUUCUAAUUGUACGUACUAUUCGAACUUUUCACACAAAAUAUUCAGUUGAAACUUGAAAGAGAAGAAAUCUAUACUUAUGUUGAUGAUUAUGUUGUCAAAAAAAAAUAUAUAUAAAUGAAAGAUUAAGUGUUUAUUAAUUUGUUAUAGACUGAAUAUUAUUUAUAAUGGGUGAUUUUGUAACAAACAAUAAUAAUUGUGGACAAAAUUUAUUACAACUUGUUCCAAGUGGAAAUGCAACACUUGCUGAAUUAAUGAGACUCAAAGAAUUAAUGUUCCUCCAGUAUUCAGACUCGAUUCAAAACAAUGUACUCAAAAAUACAAUUAUAUUUGAUCUUGCUUAUUUUAAAGCAGCAAAUAUACAUGAAGAAAAAAUAGAAAAUGAUCCAAUACUUCAAGAAUGUGAUGAAAAUUUACGUGAAAAUUAUUCAGAUGUUUUAACACGUUUUUAUCUGGUAUUUGAAAUUAUCCACAAAUACAUAACUUAG
Aphidius gifuensis is the source of this 624-nucleotide messenger RNA. Its product is annotated as WASH complex subunit 5-like. Bases 304 to 624 code for a protein of 106 amino acids. Gene Ontology annotation, cellular component: endosome; WASH complex. The record is from RefSeq and is a predicted model, not a curated record. The transcript is spliced from 3 exons. Gene Ontology annotation, biological process: regulation of actin nucleation; endosome fission; endosome organization. NCBI's taxonomy places the organism in Eukaryota, Metazoa, Arthropoda, Insecta, Hymenoptera, Braconidae.